CUGACCCCUGUUACUAGGUUUUAUAUAUUAAACAAAUAUCUACUACUAGCAUGUUAUAAGGUGCAAUAUCGGAUUAGAUGAACGAUUAACCUGCAUUUACUAUUUUUGAAAAUGGUGUUAAAUUUAUUAGCAUAUUGUGACAGAUGGAGAAAUGGAUUUUAGAAGUUAACCAUCAAUAUAACUUGGUUUAAUUCAUAAUAUUAAAAUUAUGAAAAAUAUGCAUCCAGGUAUAAAAUGUGAAAUUUGAGUAAUGUACUGAAGAGGAGUAGAAUUCAGUGGGUUUGAACAUGGAGUAAAUUCACAGUGUUUCUUAGAAAGUAACAAUUUGAGUUUUACAGUGGAAAGAUAGAGAGUAACAAUUUGAGUUUUACAGUGGAAAGAUAGAAAGUAACAAUCUGUGUUUUACGGUGGGAAGAUAGAAAGUAACAAUCCUGUUUUAUGGUGGAAAACAUAUAUUUUAUAAUACCGUAAUUAAAUCGAAAUGUUGUGUUUUGCGGAGCGACCCGUUCCUCCCACUCCGACACCUACUAGACAAUCAAUGAGAUCAUCUCCAAUAAGCAGAUACUCAAAUUCGAGUGGAAAAUCAAAAUUACAUCGACCAAAAACUGCCAGUGCUGUCAUCUUUCGCAGCGAUUGUAAUCGAGUCAAUCAGUUAGAACAUGAAGCUACCAGAAGACAUAAUUUUGAAAGUCAUCUGCCAUCGAAAAAACCAAAACCACCAGCAUGGCAGAAAAACUUAGAUCCUCCAUUACAACCUGUGUUGGUUGGACCUGGAUAUGUUUUAUCUAGAAGUAAAAGUCAGAUGUCCAUGGUAAUGAAAGAUAAUUUCUUUGAUGCUCAUACAGAAGUUCCUGAUAGUCCUCGUAGUCCAAGCACCAGACGCAACAAGGGAGGAGAUCCUGAAAGGGAUAGUUUAAUCGCCCAGUUACAAGAACAGGUGAAUGAUCUGACUCUUUAUCUCGAGGAAGAGCGAUUAAACCACAGACAAACAAAACAAAAAGCUGAAGAACUUUUAAAAGAUAAAUUAGAAGAUUUGGCCAAUCAACAUACACACCACAUCAGAGACUUACAAGAUGAACAUCAAUAUAAUAUGGAGUCGUUACAAAUAGAGAAAGAAAAAGAAUUUGAUGAAUAUAAGGAAAAAACAGAUCAAAGGAUUCAUAAGAUGUCGACAGAGAUUGAGUUUUUACAGGGAGCGUUCGAGUCGUAUAAAGGGACGUUAGAACAGGAAACAGACAAUAAAUGGCUGGAGAAGGAGGAAGAAUUACGCCGAGAACUUGAACAAGAAAAAAUGGAAGCCAUUCAAGAAAUUAAAAAUAAAAUAUUACAAGAGAAAGUUGCUGAUAAAUCAGGCAUAACAAAAGAUUUUCAACGACAGAAAGAAUCCAUUAAAAGAGAACAUAAAAAAGAAAUUGAGGCGAUGAAGAGACGGUAUGCGACCGUGGCAGCAGAUUUAGACAGAUUAAAUAAAGUUGUUAAAGAAUUAGAUGAAGUAAAAGAAGAAUUAGAAGAAGUAAAGACGAGUUAUUCUGAGACGUGUUCAUUGUUAAAUACGACCAGUAGACUUUUAACGGAUACGAAAGUACGAUUAUUGGAAUAUGAAGAACAGUUUGCUGAUAAAGUUCAGUUAAUAGAUGAUAAAUAUAGAACUAGAAUCGAUGAACUAAUGAGACAGAACACUGAACUCAGACAACAAUAUGUGAAGAAAUGUGGUCAGUUAUAUGAAGAGAAGGCAGUUACAGAAAGACAAGUAUUUGAUAAAGUUACCUCAGCUAAGAAAACCAUGGAGGAACUAAUCAAGGUCAAAGAAAGGUCAAAUGUUAAUUUAAUCGCCAGCGAUCCAGAUUUAGAGAAAAGGGCCCGGAAACCUAAAACACGACCGAGUAGUGCUCCAACGACGAACAUCGAGGGUGUCAAGGCUCAUCUCAGUGCUGGUGAAACAGAUCAUUUAUUUCCUGCCGAGGAAUUCUUACGGCCGGACACAGUUUUACCAGAAGACAACCCAGAAACAGAACAAAUGCGCGAAGAUCUUUUUUCACAGGAUGUUAAAGUUUUCUCCAAGGAAGAUUUGUUGGACGUUUUGUUACAGUCGUAACCAUGGCGAUGUUUAGUGAUCCAAAUUCAAGACGUCUGUCUGCCAACAAGUUUUUAGUUGAAUUGCUAGUGAGAAGUUUAUGAAAUGUUCAUUUAUAUCAGUUAGAACAGAAAUCCCAAUCCAAUCCAUUUCAUUGGUCGUUAAGGCUGGCUCAAAAUCCCAAUCAGAUCCAUUUCAUUGGUCGUUAAGGCUGGCUCACACCCUGCCGUCACACCCUGCCGUCACAUCCUGUCGUACAUGCUACUAAGGGCAGUCUACAGUGGAAAUUUUAUAAAUGUUUGCUUGGGACUUACACGUCACUUGCAUGUGUUUGGCACUGUAGAAGAUCGCGGACUGGCCGUAGAGACUUUUGGCCCUGUACAUUCAAACUUUUCACCUGGUUUCUUGCGGCUGGUCUGUGAGCUACCAAACCCUACGAUCCGUGCGUGUCAAAACUCAUACGACAGGUUGUGAGCUACUGUCUGAACCAUCGUAAAUUUUAUAUGGAUUUCCUGUAAAGGUAUUUUGUCAUCACCACUGUCUGUCUGUCCACAAAUCAGAGAAUUAUUUAGAAAUUCACAGUCGUGCAGAGUUACUGCCCCUAUCACUGGUACCCUGUAUACACUCGAUAGUUCAGAGUUUUUACAAACUUACUUGGAUAGAUCUGUUAGUCUCAAAUAUAUAAACAUAUCGAAAUUCAGUCAUUUUACAAGUGUUUGUAGAUUUACACUAAAAGAUCUGUCACAGAGUUACUGCCCCUGUUACAGAAACCCUGCCAGAUUUUUUUCCCCAUGUCACAGAGUUACUGCCCCUGUUACAGAAACCCUGUCAGAUUGCUCCCUAUGUCACAGAGUUACUGCCCCUAUCCCCAUUUAGACAUAUUGGGGAUACUCGAUGAACAUUUCGGAAUUGAAUACUCAUGAUCCCCAAAAAUAGUGACAAUCGAGUGAAAAGGGUGGUUUCUGAGCUACAAAGCAUAAGCGGACUGGAUAAGAAAAUAUCUCAACCAACAAUGACAGCUGCAACAUAUUACGUGGCAAUUCUACUCACACCAUCUCAGUUGUCGGGACCGGCAGAAUUGUGACAGGACUGUAUUCCGUGUCACUCGCUUGCGAUUCCGUCAAUUCUUCGGGACGUUCUGGACUGACAUUCAAGCAUGCCCAAUAUUAUAUAUAGCUGCUUUGUAAUUAAACAUACAUUAUGCUAAAUCUGCCUGAAAUGUUAUCUUAAUUAUUAAUUAGACAUUAAUUAACCUAUCCAGAGCAUAAUCAACCCUCGAUGUCAUCGCUAGCCUGCGAUGUUUAUUGGAUUAGUUCUGAUUUGCUGUUCGACUUCCAUUCAUGAUUUAAUCAUGAAAUGAAUAAUCAAGACUAUGUUUUUUUAUCGUACUGACUUUAGUAGUGAUGAUCGAGGCUAGGCCGAAAAUUCAAUUGCUAAAAUCUCGUUUCAGAGAGGAUCAAUUUGACUGAAAUUUUCAGCAAAUUGCCUUUACAUUAUCUAGUUUUUAACUGUUAUAGUGAGAACUACCAUCUCUUUAUCUAAUCUUCCAUAAUGUAUCUUUAAAGGUACAUUCCCGCAUACAAACUUUGUGAUUUGAUGAUAUAUUUGGACUAAAAACAUAUUCAAAGUAACCAAUGUAUCAAAAAUUUGCUUCAAUUCCCUCUCAAAACUUAGUAUUUGCCGGGGAUACCUAAACCUAUAGAUAUAAGUAAGCUGUUAUUGGAAAGAACCACCUGAUAAAUACUUUUCUGGAAAAGUAUGUUUAAGGUUCAUUAUUAUAGCUGUUUACAUGUGGAAGAUGGACAACCAUUGUUUAUUAUUAUAAUUAUUAUUAUUAUAAGCUAUAUUAUUUAUUGUUGCCAAAUUAACUGUGAUAUUUAAUUAUUAAUCAAGAUAUUGUAUUGUUUUAUAAUAAACAGCUAGAAUAACAAUCUA
Patella vulgata (common limpet) is the source of this 4009-nucleotide messenger RNA. RefSeq names its product coiled-coil domain-containing protein 186. The record is from RefSeq and is a predicted model, not a curated record. Gene Ontology annotation, cellular component: cytoplasm. The transcript is spliced from 15 exons. The coding region runs from base 482 to 2095 and encodes 537 amino acids. NCBI's taxonomy places the organism in Eukaryota, Metazoa, Mollusca, Gastropoda, Patellidae.